Messenger RNA from Rattus rattus (black rat), 2422 nucleotides. RefSeq names its product von Willebrand factor A domain containing 1 (gene Vwa1). Bases 137 to 1384 code for a protein of 415 amino acids. The transcript has 4 exons. Gene Ontology annotation, molecular function: protein binding. The record is from RefSeq and is a predicted model, not a curated record. NCBI's taxonomy places the organism in Eukaryota, Metazoa, Chordata, Mammalia, Rodentia, Muridae.
GAGUGCACGCGCCUCCAAAGCAGGGCGUGGCCGCGAGUGGGUGUGGUUUCUCAGAGGUGGGUGGGGCCUGACUCACGGUAGGAGGGCAAGUUAGCUGCCAGCUGUGGUCGGUCAGGAGCCCGCCACUCCAGGCGCGAUGCUGUUCUGGACUGUGCUCAGCAUGGCUUUGAGUCUGCGGUUGGCACUGGCGCAGAGCGGCAUAGAGCGCGGUCCCACAGCAUCAGGCCCCCAGGGGGACCUGUUGUUCCUGCUGGACAGCUCAGCCAGUGUGUCACACUAUGAGUUCUCAAGAGUUCGAGAGUUUGUGGGGCAGCUGGUGGCUACGAUGCCUUUCGGACCCGGGGCUCUGCGUGCUAGUCUGGUGCACGUGGGCAGCCGGCCUCACACAGAGUUUACUUUUGAUCAGUACAGUUCAGGCCAGGCCAUACAGGAUGCUGUACGUGUUGCACCCCAACGUAUGGGUGACACCAACACGGGCCUGGCACUGGCUUAUGCCAAAGAACAAUUAUUUGCUGAGGAAGCAGGUGCCCGACUAGGGGUUCCCAAGGUACUGGUGUGGGUGACAGAUGGGGCCUCCAGUGACUCUGUGGGCCCCCCUAUGCAGGAGCUCAAGGACCUGGGUGUCACCAUCUUCAUUGUCAGCACUGGCCGAGGCAACCUGUUGGAGCUGUUGGCAGCUGCCUCAGCUCCGGCUGAGAAGCACCUACACUUUGUGGAUGUGGAUGACCUUCCUAUCAUUGCCCGGGAGCUUCGGGGCGCCAUUAUUGAUGCGAUGCAGCCACAUCAGCUUCAUGCCUCGGAGAUUCUGUCCAAUGGCUUCCGCCUGUCCUGGCCGCCCCUGCUGACAGCGGACUCUGGUUACUACGUGCUGGAGUUGGUGCCCAGUGGCAAACUGGCAGCCACAAGACGCCAACAGCUGCCCGGGAAUGCUACCAGCUGGACCUGGACCGAACUCAACCCAGACACAGAUUAUGAAGUAUCACUGUUGCCGGAGUCCAAUGUGCGCCUCCUGAGGCCCCAGCACUUGCGAGUACGCACACUGCAAGAGGAGGCAGGGCCAGAACGCAUCAUCAUCUCGCAUACUAGGCCGCGCAGCCUCCGUGUAAGUUGGGCCCCCGCACUUGGCCCGGACUCCACUCUUGGCUACCAUGUACAGCUCGGACCUCUGCAGGGCGGCUCCCUAGAACGCGUGGAGGUGCCAGCUGGCCAGAACAGCACUACCAUCCAGGGCCUGACGCCCUGCACCACUUACCUGGUGACUGUGACUGCCGCCUUCCGCUCGGGCCGCCAGAGGGCGCUGUCGGCUAAGGCCUGUACGGCAUCUGGCGAGCGGAUCCGUGUCCCGCAGACCAUGCGGCCAGAGGCCGGACUGCGGGAGCCCUGACCUUCCUGCCUCGUCCACCCGAGGGGCCCUCUUCCCUAAUCCAGUGAGAGAGGCACCGCUGCUCGUGGUUUUUCUUGUGGAUGGAGUGGGGUGGGGAGAUGGGGUGCUGGUCCUACCUUUGACCUGCGUAAUUCCUCCGGUCGUUUCCCCACUGGUCAUCACCGCCCUUGCCUGACUCCCGGGAAACCUGUAGCAACCCUGGUAGCCUCACGCGCAAUGACAAUCCUCUCCGGUUGCCAGUGGAGUUGAGCACACGGUGGUCCUUGGGCAACGUUUGGCGAGGGGAUGGACAGUGUUUGAGGUCAGGUUGAGACCCAGGAGAAGCAUUCAGGAGAGGAGGCCACAGAGUUUUCUACCUGUGCCAAAGACUGGGCCCUCUGGUGGCAAGGACUACACAUGGCUUGGAGAAAGUGUCCAGGACCCUUCAAGUCCUGCCUGUGCCUAGAAAGUGGGUAGGAGAAAGGGAGGAGAGAGUAGUGUAGGCAAGGUUCCCAAAGACUUCCUUAGGGCAAGGAAAGGUAGGGAGAGAUACCGGGAGGCUGAUGAUAUUGCCAACUAGUUUUCAUCAAGAUUUUCUGCCAGCCUGGAGACCAGGAUCUGUCAGGGUCACUGACUCUGCCUUCCUGCCCAGGACCUGCACUGGGCCCCGCUAUCAGUGCGGGGGGUGCAGAGUCUUCACAGGAAUGGGGGAUGAGACCUUGGCAUGUAGUACCUUGGGGAUAGGAGAGCCCUGCCGUUACAGACUUAAAGGGAGUCUCCUGCUUUAGUGUAGGGAGCAAGGUGCCAUGCAGGUGGGCUACCUCCUGUCAUCACUACUGCCCUGGGGCAUCUGACAGAUACCUAAGGGUAGUCAGGAACAGGCUUCCUCUCCAGUCCCUAUGUACGCAGAGCCUCUCCUCCCCAGAAUCUCUUUCCCUAACCCAAGCUUACUUCAUCUCUCUUCCCCACUAAUGAUCCAGACUCUAACAAUAAUACAGUAAGCCAGACGUAAACUGUGCCUGCAGUCUCAUUAAAAUGCUUUAUUUUUCGUCAAAACUC